Gadus macrocephalus (Pacific cod) is the source of this 1690-nucleotide messenger RNA. It is a transcript of the gene tradd, whose product is annotated as tnfrsf1a-associated via death domain. The coding region runs from base 84 to 956 and encodes 290 amino acids. Gene Ontology annotation, molecular function: transmembrane receptor protein tyrosine kinase adaptor activity. The record is from RefSeq and is a predicted model, not a curated record. The transcript has 5 exons. Gene Ontology annotation, biological process: extrinsic apoptotic signaling pathway; positive regulation of canonical NF-kappaB signal transduction. Gene Ontology annotation, cellular component: tumor necrosis factor receptor superfamily complex. Lineage: Eukaryota; Metazoa; Chordata; Actinopteri; Gadiformes; Gadidae.
CACUGAUCUCAGUCAACCAAUCACAGGCCGUGACGCUCAUAGCAGGCUGUGGGCGUGGUUCUAAGUAGGAAACAUCUCGGAACAUGGUUACAAAGUUCGAGAGCAUGGCAGAGAUCGGCGGCUGGACGGGGGGUGCGGUCCUCUUCCUGGAGUCUCUCUGUCCUCACGUGAACCUGCUGUCGCUCUACAAGGACCCGCACCACAAGUUCACCCUCUUCAAAGUCAUCAAGCUGACCCUGACAGAUUCUGCGGGGGGGCUCGGUGGCUAUGAGAUCCUGAAGCUGCACGACGCGGACCCCCUGCUGGGCGUGGAGCUGAAGUUCGUGGAGCUGGAGGCGUGCCGGCGCUUCCUGCAGAGCUACGUCUCCGGGACGCUGCGGCAGGCGCUGGCCCAGCACGCCGGACGCCUGCUGGCCGCCGCCCCCGAGGUCAAGGUGGAGACGCAGCUCAAGGCCGGGACGCACACGCUGGACCUCUGCCUGGACAGCUUGGAGGACUGCCUGGAGCACAUACACCUCUCCCAGUCGGCGCGUCUCUGUGACGACGAGAUGGAGGACCUGGAGCAGCGGCUCCAAGAGCAGGCCUUGGGGGGGGCGGCCCCGGAGCCCCCCCCGGCCCUGCAGCCCCCGCAGAGAGACUGCUUCCGCUUCCAGACCGGGACGUUCGAGGACCGUAUCCUGACCGCCGCUGACGUCCACAGCUUCUCCAACGGCGUGGGCCGGCAGUGGAAGCACGUGGGCCGGGCGCUGGCCCGGGGCUGCCGCGCCCUCAAGGGGCCCGCCAUCGACAACCUGGCCUACGAGUACGAGCGGGAGGGGCUGUACGAGCAGGCCUACCAGAUGCUGAGCCGCUUCACGCAGGCCGAGGGCAGCGCCGCCAAGCUUGGCCGGCUGGUCGGCGCGCUGGAGGACUGCCGGCUGACCGGGCUGGCCGAGAGCCUGCUGGGCUCCCAGUGACCGUGUACUCUACUGGGACGGUCUCCAUGACCCUGUACUGUACUGGGACGGUCCCAUGACUCUGUACUGGGAUGGUCUCAUGACCCUGUACUUGGAUGGUCCCAGUGACCGUACUGUACUGUGACUGUCCCAGUGACUGUGUACUGUACUGGGGCGGUCCCAGUGUACUGUACUGGGACGGUCCCAGUGACCCUGUACUGUACUGGGACGGUCCCAGUGACCCUGUACUGUACUGGGACGGUCCCAGUGACCAUGUAACUUACUGGGAUUGUCCCAGUGACCACCGGGUUCCUUUUACUGUCCCAGUGACCGUGUACUGUACUGGGACGUCCCAGUGUAGGGUGCAGAGGAGGGGUGGAAGAUGUACUUAUGAAAUAUUUGAUCUUUGGUUUGUUUGUGUGUGUGUCUUUUUGUAUGUUUUCUCUAUGUGUGUGUGUAUGUGUGUGUGUGUGUUCCGGUGUUCUUGGUGCAGCAGGCGGCCUUGUGUCUGACGUCCAUUUUUAUAUUUUGAGCGUCGUUGUGUUAAUCCUCCAGUACACUCAGCCUCUGGUCACUCCUGUUCUGGCCAAGAGCAAAUUGUCAAACGUGCCUUUUCUACUCUCCAUUUGUAACCAAAGAAUGAUUGAAUCAGAUAUAACCUUUGAGGUAUUAGACUUGUAAAUGCUGAGCACAAAUGUGAUUGUUACUGGGUAUUUCUGUUUAGCCAAAUGGGCGGAUUAAAUGGUUGUAAAACA